Molecule: messenger RNA, 2349 nt
Organism: Carcharodon carcharias (great white shark)
Lineage: Eukaryota; Metazoa; Chordata; Chondrichthyes; Lamniformes; Lamnidae
Product: flocculation protein FLO11-like
Exons: 4
Coding region: 1-2349 (782 amino acids)
Source: RefSeq, a predicted model, not a curated record
AUGGUCAUUUUUCUUUAUCAUCUUCCGGUUUCGGAUGCUGGUAACGGUGCUAUUGGAGGAUUUAAUGGACCAAUGCUGAAGGCGAGUAGCAGUUCCCAGUUUCUGGGCAUUGCUGGUCAAGCAGACACCAUCACAUUGACUUACUUCUCUAACAAGAGGAUCAAAGACUCAAUUGUCCAUCACGAAGAUCAAACAGAGAAAGGUACAUGCCCUGUAACUGUUGAGAGCAGUCUGCUGAUCCCGGACGGCAGUCAACCAGUUGCACAGAGUGUGUUGACUUUGUCUUCCUCCUCCUCAUCGAUUCUGAAGAAGGCCAACAAGCCCUGCAACUUCACCAGCACCUCAGCCCCAGCGCCUCAGCCCCAGCACCUCAGCCCCAGCCCCUCAGCCCCAGUGCCUCAGCCCCAGCACCUCAGCCCCAGCCCCUCAGCCCCAGUGCCUCAGCCCCAGCACCUCAGCCCCAGUGCCUCAGCCCCAGCACCUCAGCGCCAGUGCCUCAGCCCCAGCACCUCAGCGCCAGUGCCUCAGCCCCAGCACCUCAGCGCCAGCGCCUCAGCCCCAGCACCUCAGCCCCAACACCUCAGCCCCAGCACCUCAGCCCCAGCUCCUCAGCCCCAGCCCCUCAGCCCCAGUGCCUCAGCCCCAGCACCUCAGCCCCAGUGCCUCAGCCCCAGCACCUCAGCGCCAGUGCCUCAGCCCCAGCACCUCAGCGCCAGUGCCUCAGCCCCAGCACCUCAGCGCCAGUGCCUCAGCCCCAGCGCCUCAGCGCCAGUGCCUCAGCGCCAGCGCCUCAGCCCCAGCACCUCAGCCCCAGCUCCUCAGCCCCAGCUGCUCAGCCCCAGCUCCUCAGCCCCAGCACCUCAGCCCCAGUGCCUCAGCCCCAGCUCCUCAGCCCCAACACCUCAGCCCCAGCACCUCAGCCCCAGCUCCUCAGCCCCAACACCUCAGCCCCAGUGCCUCAGCCCCAGCUCCUCAGCCCCAGCGCCUCAGCCCCAGCUCCUCAGCCCCAACACCUCAGCCCCAGUGCCUCAGCCCCAACACCUCAGCCCCAGUGCCUCAGGCCCAGCACCUCAGCCCCAGCUCCUCAGCCCCAGUGCCUCAGGCCCAGCUCCUCAGCCCCAGCACCUCAGCCCCAGCUCCUCAGCCCCAGUGCCUCAGGCCCAGCUCCUCAGCCCCAGCACCUCAGCCCCAGUGCCUCAGCCCCAGCACCUCAGCGCCAGUGCCUCAGCCCCAGCGCCUCAGCGCCAGUGCCUCAGCCCCAGCACCUCAGCGCCAGUGCCUCAGCCCCAGCACCUCAGCGCCAGUGCCUCAGCCCCAGCGCCUCAGCGCCAGUGCCUCAGCGCCAGCGCCUCAGCCCCAGCACCUCAGCCCCAGCUCCUCAGCCCCAACACCUCAGCCCCAGCACCUCAGCCCCAGCUCCUCAGCCCCAACACCUCAGCCCCAGUGCCUCAGCCCCAGCUCCUCAGCCCCAGCACCUCAGCCCCAGCUCCUCAGCCCCAACACCUCAGCCCCAGUGCCUCAGCCCCAACACCUCAGCCCCAGUGCCUCAGGCCCAGCACCUCAGCCCCAGCUCCUCAGCCCCAGUGCCUCAGGCCCAGCUCCUCAGCCCCAGCACCUCAGCCCCAGCUCCUCAGCCCCAGCUGCUCAGCCCCAGCUCCUCAGCCCCAGCACCUCAGCCCCAGUGCCUCAGCCCCAGCUCCUCAGCCCCAACACCUCAGCCCCAGCUCCUCAGCCCCAGUGCCUCAGCCCCAGCGCCUCAGCCCCAGCUCCUCAGCCCCAGCACCUCAGCCCCAGUGCCUCAGCGCCAAUGCCUCAGCCCCAGCACCUCAGCGCCAGUGCCUCAGCCCCAGCACCUCAGCCCCAGCACCUCAGCGCCAGUGCCUCAGCGCCAAUGCCUCAGCCCCAGCACCUCAGCGCCAGUGCCUCAGCCCCAGCACCUCAGCCCCAGCACCUCAGCGCCAGUGCCUCAGCCCCAGCACCUCAGCCCCAGCACCUCAGCGCCAGUGCCUCAGCCCCAGCGCCUCAGCGCCAGUGCCUCAGCCCCAGCACCUCAGCGCCAGUGCCUCAGCGCCAGUGCCUCAGCCCCAGCGCCUCAGCACCAGUGCCUCAGCCCCAGCUCCUCAGCGCCAGUGCCUCAGCGCCAGUGCCUCAGCCCCAGCGCCUCAGCGCCAGUGCCUCAGCAGUAUCUCACAAGGACCUCUCCAGCACGUCCACCCUACCUCAGCCCACUACCAUCAAGCAGGGGAACGUGGAACAUGUUCCACCAAAAAGAAUCCAGGGAAGCUUGUAGUUCUUGGAAUCGCCACUGGGAAUCUCUUCACCCUGUCCAGCAUGAAGCCUUGCACCUAA